Messenger RNA from Sceloporus undulatus (fence lizard), 1473 nucleotides. RefSeq names its product eukaryotic translation initiation factor 4E family member 1B (gene EIF4E1B). Gene Ontology annotation, biological process: translational initiation. Gene Ontology annotation, cellular component: cytoplasm; eukaryotic translation initiation factor 4F complex. The record is from RefSeq and is a predicted model, not a curated record. The transcript has 7 exons. The coding region runs from base 733 to 1368 and encodes 211 amino acids. Gene Ontology annotation, molecular function: RNA 7-methylguanosine cap binding; translation initiation factor activity. Lineage: Eukaryota; Metazoa; Chordata; Lepidosauria; Squamata; Phrynosomatidae.
AUGGCACUUUAAUCAUGUUUCAUCUCGACAUCCAAAGAAACUAUUAGCGCAAUUUGGUUAAUCACCAUUUAUGGUUCCAGUUGUCCCCCGUGUGAUAAACCUAUAGCCAAAAGUGUGGGAAUAUGGGUACAGUCAUCCAAAACCCUCUGGAGAACCACAGGCUGCCUACCCUUGGAAAGGAAAUUUAAAAUAGGACCAAAUCCAUUUGGAUGCAAUCCAUAGCGGCAAGUGUUCUUUGUUAUAGACAUGAAACGGAAUACUUCACAGCUCUCAUUUCCUAUUUAACCUUCUCUGUCAGAGUGCUCUGGUGCCACAACAAAUUAUAAAUCCUAGGACUCCAUAGGACAGAGCCAUGACAGUGAAAGCAGUGUCAAGCUGUCGUAAUUCUGCAGUGUGGUAGCAGCCUUAAUUUUGACAUGGGGGGGAAAAUGAGAUCUAGUUCUCUUAAUCCCAUUAAUAUGACCUCUUUAUAAGAAGUUGCACAGAGUGGGCCUGGCCCUAAACAAAGAACAAGCAAUCAGAGCAGUGGAGACAGUGGGACCCCAUUUUGGCCUAAACAUUUGUGUUCUAGCCCAUUGAAGGCUACAGUGAUUCCCCCAUGAAAUCUCAAGGACUGAAGAAAGGAGCUGCUUCUUUAAAAAGUAAAGUUUUCUAGAUUAAGGGCGGUUCUCAAAGGUACCUUCAGGAUAAAAAGAAGGUUUGAAGAGGUGGAAUCUGUUACUGCUCUAGAAGAUGGCAGCAGCUAUGAUGGUAAGCACACACGAAGACCAGCAGAAGCACAAGGCCAGAAAAGGAGAGGUGGUUGUGGAACACAUCAGCAAGCACCCCCUGCAGAACAGGUGGGCUCUAUGGUUCUUCAAAAAUGACAAGAGCAAAACAUGGCAGGACAACUUGCGUCUUGUCACCAAGUUUGACACUGUAGAAGACUUUUGGGCGCUGUACAGCCAUAUCCAGUUGGCCAGCAAAUUGACAUCUGGCUGUGACUACUCCCUUUUCAAGGAUGGCAUUGAACCGAUGUGGGAAGAUAACUGGAAUAAGCAUGGUGGUCGUUGGCUCAUCACACUGGCCAAGCAGCAACGGCAUACAGAACUUGACCGAUUCUGGUUGGAGACUCUGCUGUGCCUGAUUGGAGAAAUGUUCAGUGACUAUAGUGACGAUGUCUGUGGAGCAGUCAUCAACAUACGUGCCAAAGGGGACAAAAUUGCUAUCUGGACCCGGGAGGCAGAGAACCGGGAUGGAGUCAUUCAUAUUGGGCGUAUAUACAAGGAGCGCCUGGGCUUAUCUUCAAAAGUGGUGAUUGGUUAUCAGGCCCAUGCUGACACAGCUACCAAGAGUGGUUCUCUCAUGAAGAACAAGUUUGUAGUGUGAAGUAGCCAGCAUGGAGCUUUACCAUUCGCAAGAUCUCUUGGGGUACCAGAUGUCUGGAGAUGGUUAUAAUCGAAAUAUUCUUUAUAUCUGCUGUCAGUAUUAAAG